Molecule: messenger RNA, 1062 nt
Organism: Uloborus diversus
Lineage: Eukaryota; Metazoa; Arthropoda; Arachnida; Araneae; Uloboridae
Product: tigger transposable element-derived protein 6-like
Exons: 1
Coding region: 1-1062 (353 amino acids)
Cellular component (GO): nucleus
Molecular function (GO): DNA binding
Source: RefSeq, a predicted model, not a curated record
AUGAAAUCAUAUGAAAAUAUUGAGCCCAAUAGAAAACGUUCAAAAGCAUGCAGCUAUGAAACUGUGGACGAGGCAGUCUUGAAGUGGAUCAAGGUUGUUCGAGACCAAAAUUUGCCAAUAUCUGGUCCACUCAUCAAAGAAAAGGUGUUGGAAUAUGCAAAGCAUUUUGGAUGUGAUGAUUUUCAAGCCAGUUCUGGGUGGCUCAACAAAUUUAAGAAAAGGCAUGCAAUCAAAGAAAAAGUUGUUCCUGGAGAAAGCAGAAGUGUGGAUGACGCAGUUUGUGAUGACUGGAGAAACAAUGAGUUGAAGAAAAUCCUGAAAGAUUAUCAGUCCGAUAAUAUUUUCAAGGUUGAUGAAAUGGGACUGUUUUACAAGUGUUUACCUAACGAAGCUUUAACUUUAAAAGACAAUGACUGUCACGGCGGCAAAAGCAGCAAAGACAGAAUAACUGUACUUGUUGGUGCUAACAUGAGUGGCAAAGAGAAACAUCGUUUAUUGGUCAUAGGCAAGAGUAAGAAUUCAAGAGUGUUCAAAAAUGUAACAUCUUUAGAGGUUGACUACCGAUCCAAUAAGAAGUCAUGGAUGACCAGUGACAUUUUUGAAGAGUGUAUUUCGAAAUUGGACAGAAAAAUGCGGGAUCAAAACAGAAAAAUUGCUUUGCUUGUAGACAAUUGCCCUGCCCAUCCCAAUGUGUCUUCAAAACUGUCAAAUGUGAAUUUGAUUUUUCUUCCCCCGAACACCACUUUAAAAUUACAACCAAUGGACCAGGGUGUCAUAAAAAACCUGAAACUUCAUUACCGAAAACGCAUUCUUCGACGACUCAUUUGGACAUUAGAAAACGAAGAGACAAAUUUGCAUAAGGUGAUUGAUCUGAGGAUAUGUGUGGCAGAAUUAGCCAAAGUGUGGGAAAAUGACGUUUUAGAAUCAACAAUAAGAAACUGUUUCGCAAAAGCUGGGUUCGAUAUUUUGCCAGAAAUUGAAGAGCAAGACGUGUUCCCGCACAUCCAACAAUCAUGGGAAACUGCACUCCCAAGGGCAUAUCACAGAUGGCAUUCAUCUUAA